Equus quagga is the source of this 2639-nucleotide messenger RNA. It is a transcript of the gene NEK6, whose product is annotated as NIMA related kinase 6. The transcript has 10 exons. The record is from RefSeq and is a predicted model, not a curated record. NCBI's taxonomy places the organism in Eukaryota, Metazoa, Chordata, Mammalia, Perissodactyla, Equidae. Gene Ontology annotation, molecular function: ATP binding; protein kinase activity. The coding region runs from base 238 to 1179 and encodes 313 amino acids. Gene Ontology annotation, biological process: protein phosphorylation.
CCAGAGCACACACCCUCAACCGCUUUGUUCUAGUGUGAAUGGAUGUUUUUGUUUUUCCAGGCAGCAAAAAAGCCACAGGUUGUGCUCAAAGUGCUCAGCAAGCACCUACUGUGUGUCAGAACAGUGCUGGGUGCUGCAGGAGGGUGUGGCCAAGAACAACAGAAAGACCACUGGGGCUCAGAUUGGCCUGAGACGUGACCAUUUUCCAGCCCGUGCCUUGUGAGGUUGGCAUGCAGGAUGGCAGGACAGCCCAGCCACAUGCCCCACGGAGGGAGCCCGAACAACCUGUGCCAUGCCCCGGGGCCUGCGCCCCCUCCUGACCCACAGAGGCACCCGAAUGCCCUGUCUUUUCGCUGCUCACUGGCAGACUUCCAGAUCGAGAAGAAGAUAGGCCGAGGGCAGUUCAGCGAGGUGUACAAGGCCACCUGCCUGCUGGACAGGAAGACGGUGGCUCUGAAGAAGGUGCAGAUAUUUGAGAUGAUGGACGCCAAGGCCAGGCAGGACUGCGUCAAGGAGAUCGGCCUCCUGAAGCAACUGAACCAUCCGAACAUCAUCAAGUAUCUGGACUCGUUUAUCGAGGACAACGAGCUGAACAUCGUGCUGGAGCUGGCCGACGCGGGCGACCUCUCGCAGAUGAUCAAGUACUUCAAGAAGCAGAAGCGGCUCAUCCCCGAGAGGACGGUGUGGAAGUACUUCGUACAGCUGUGCAGCGCCGUGGAGCACAUGCACUCCCGCAGAGUAAUGCACCGAGACAUCAAGCCUGCCAACGUGUUCAUCACAGCCACGGGCAUCGUGAAGCUUGGUGACCUCGGCCUGGGCCGCUUCUUCAGCUCCGAGACCACGGCAGCCCACUCGCUAGUGGGGACGCCGUACUACAUGUCACCGGAGAGGAUCCAUGAGAACGGCUACAACUUCAAAUCCGACAUCUGGUCUCUGGGCUGUUUGCUGUACGAGAUGGCAGCUCUCCAGAGCCCCUUCUAUGGGGAUAAAAUGAACCUCUUCUCCCUCUGCCAGAAGAUCGAGCAAUGUGAUUACCCGCCACUCCCUGGAGAACAUUACUCUGAGAAGUUACGAGAACUGGUCAGUAUGUGCAUCCACCCCGACCCCAACCAGAGACCCGACAUCGGCUACGUGCACCAGGUGGCCAAACAGAUGCACGGGUGGACUUCAAGCACCUGAAGGCGGACACAGCGUGCCUUCCCAGAGCCAGCAACCACUUUGCCUUACCUGAGUCUUCUCUCCAAAGUGGCCACCUGGUCGCCUAGAUCAACUAAGACACGAGGGUUCAGCAGGUGCCCCAAAGGGGGCCGGGCUUUGCAGCAGACGCUGAAUGCAGAGCAGCUGGGGGGAGGGGCACUGGUCACCUGCGACCAGUGGGCAAAUUGCAAAGUCCUUUCUUUAACGGUUGUGGACAGUCUCAGCUGGGUUGUUAACAAGGUGGGUGGCUCAGCGAGCCACGGGUGCACCCCUUGUAUCUGGAUUGUAAUGUGAAUCUUUAGGGUAAUUCCUUCAGUGACCUGUCGAGUCUAUACCACCAGAACUGCAGGCGGCUGUGUGAUGCGUAGAGAGCCUUUGAAAACGGUUAGGAACAAGUUCAGUUUAGCUCUUAGACUCUGUUCAAACAAUCAAGCCGUGCGCUUAAUUUACUCUGUUGUAAAGGGAAAAGUGGAAAUAAUUUUUUUAAGUAGAGCGCAGAUUUUCCUAAUAUUUUUAUCUACGUUUAUAACUUGAUGAAUGACGAGGAGGAGAGCCCAGCGUCUGGCAUGGAGCUUCAGAAGGCAAACAGUAUUUGAAAGCUCAGCCGUCUUCUCUGAACCCCUGCUACGGACCAGGCCUUCCCUCACCUGCCUGAAUGCUGGCAGUUCACCUAACACCCAGUGUUAAGCGUUUUCCUCUGUGGGAAGGAGGCAUGGGAUAUGGAAAAUAUAAAUGUACAGUAUGCUCUCAGGCUGUUCUCUGUUCAAGUUCUGGUUCUGCAACUUCCUAGCAUGACCUUGGGCAAGUUUCUUAGCCUCUCUGAGCCUUAGUUUCCUCAUCUAUAAAGUGGGAUUCAUAAUAUCUGCCUUCAGGGUCGCUGACAGAUUUUGAAAUAAAACAUGCACGUUAUCUAGCACAUUGCAGACGAUCCGCAAAGGCUGCCACUCAGCCCUUCCCAAAACUGAGGUCCACGGACCGCGCAAGUCAAGAAUUAAUGUACGACUGUACUAUGUGUAGGAAGCCAGAAGUGUGCUCAUUUAUUUCUUGUUCCCAAAUAGGAUUAACUGUGAAGACUAAUUUAUAAAUGUGAACUUAAGGAAAACUCAAGCUCUGAAGGAAAUAGUUUGAAUUUUUGUUUUUAUACUCAAGUUAAUCCUCAAAUGGUCUAAGUUGUCAUCCACUGACUUGGUGACAGUUCAGCCCUCCAGACAGAGCACACGCCCGCCCGCUCUGCUGGUGUCCUGGUCAGGUGCUCUGAGUGCGGCCACCUCGCUGACCAGGCCUCCCUGGGGAUAAAGGCCUGGGGCUGGGCCACUGCCCCAUUUCCAUGUGUGAACUCUGUUCUACUGUAACACUGUCGGGUUUGAGAGAUUUUCUUCAGAUGCAACCUUUGCUUUGUACUUGUUCUCCGUGUUUGAAAUAAAAUGGGGUAAGAGGGGUUA